AUGCGACCUCCUCGUUUAAUUCUCCUUGUGUUUUGCUUUAUCUUCUGUCCUAUCUUCUUCACCUUCUUCAACGUUCUUUCGUCCUCCCCCCGUGUGGCAACUCCCAAUGCGCUCGCAGGUCGACAAAGUGGGCUGCACGCCCUCUUCUCCUUCAACAUCCCCACCUCGCUUUUCCCCCCGUCGGCGAUUAUUAGCCUGACCGAUGAUAACUCGACAUUCUUCCUGGCCAGACCUGCAGCGUUUGGCCCUGCUAUCCCCAGCAAAGGAUUGAGUAGCCAACUUUGGAUUGGCAGUGGGUUUGGGGAUGGAGGCCCCGCUGCGGGUGUAGAAGGAGAACUAGGAUGCUCGGAUAUACCGGGAUGGGGAGAGGGAGACACUCCCCAUCACAAGCAGGACAAAUCUACGUCGAACUUGGAUAAGUUGGCCGGGAAAACAGCAUCUGGUGCCGGGAACGAUCCCUCGCAGAAUAAGCGUCGGGCGGAUUCCCAGCAGGAUUUCGAUUUACCAACGGCCGCCAGUGACGAAGUUUCUCCACCAUCGACGAACGACGGUACCGAUGAUCACCUCCACCACCCCCUUCCCGAAUCCCACGGGAUGGACAACACCGCCUUUGAAAAACGCGGGGAUUACAGCCAAAACAGACCGGAACAUGCAGACAUUCAAUCCUUACAAGAAAGCGCCGAGAUUGCAGGCAAGGUCGUUCUGCUGAGCAGAGGCGGCUGUGGCUUCUUGGAAAAGGUCAAGUGGGUUCAGCGGCGAGGAGGCGUCGCCUUGAUUGUUGGAGAUGACACCAGAGGCGGGAGUCUCGUCACCAUGUAUGCGCGUGGCGAUACCUCCAACGUGACGAUUCCCUCUCUUUUUACCUCCUACACUACAGCGCACCUGCUAUCAUCUCUCAUCCCUCCGCAGGCCGGGGAAGAACUGAGCUUGGACGAUAGUUUAAAAGCUUCUCGCACUAGACUGGCCAGCCAAAGCGCUACAAAAGAUCGGGUAGAAACUUCGACAAUGACCCCUAUUGUCCCGACCCCCACAUCCGCACGCCAGUCAUCGGUCAGUGUGCCACAAAGCAAUUCCGGGUCAAAGGCCGGGGUUUUCCACGCCCUUAUGUCACUGCUAGGAUUGACUAGCAGCGACGGGAGCACAUGGCACCCUUCAGAUAGUCGGCGCCCGCCCAGCAGUGGAAAUAUCAACUGGGUCCUCAUGGAUACUUGGGAUGAGGAAGAGACAUCGUCGUUUGAUGAUCUGGGUGCUGGCCGGCCAAAGUCUGGGAGUAGCACCCAGGGCACCAAGAAGUCCGGAUCGAGAGCAGGCGCUGUUGAUGGCGAUGGGUUCGUUAUCGGUGUUCACGAUUGGCGAGAUCCUGAUCUAGUGGCUCCGAAGAGUAGCGCUCUCCCGUCGUCGAGUGCCUUCCCUGCGCAGGAGGACGUCAAGUCUCAAGACAAUGAUAAGGGUUCAAAUUACGCUUCAGCUAGUCUCAAAGGCGGCAGUAUCACCCCGGGAAGCGGUGAAUACAAAAACGUCGAAAAAUCCAGCAUUAACAGAGAUUCGAGUGUUAGAAGCUCUAACUUUGGGAAGCGGGCUGUAGAUGCUCGAGUCGGCUCCUCUUCAACCUCCGAGAAGGGAUGGUUUUCUAGGUACUUUAGCUUGACAGACGAUGAGGAUCUCGAAUUUGACCGAUAUCCUAGGUCAAGGCUGCAAAGCCGCUCCCAGGAAAGAAAAAUAGACGGUGUUCCCCCUACUCUGGAUCGGCAAAGAAUCGAGACGAGUGAACAUGAGGGCUUGUGGGUCACUUUGACCCCAACAAGCAUGUCUACGAGCCCCUUCUUCGACACACUUCUUGUCCUAGUAGUUAGUCCGCUCCUUACUCUGACUGUGGUCUAUGCUCUUCUUUUGCUCCGGUCUCGCAUUCGACGAAGACGAUGGCGGGCACCUAAAUCUCUCGUGGAACGUCUCCCCGUUCGAACCUAUCAAACUAUGGCAAGGUCAUCGUCCUCUUCCGCAACGAGCUCCCCCCGAGCCUCUAGCCCGGACACCACUUCUCCAACUUCUCCUUUGCUUGUACCCGAAGACCAUUCAGAGGGCCCCGUGUCUAGGCCACGGUCUCACAGGCCGACUGGAAAUAUUCCUGAUCCCAAGCAGGCUUCCAAAAAAGCCGAGUCAUCAAAGGGAGAAAAAAGUGGAUCUGGAUCCACUUUGUGGCGGCGCAAGUACACUGGACGACAAGUAGAAUGUGUUGUCUGUCUUGAAGAGUAUGUGGAUGGAGAGAGCAGGGUGAUGAGCUUACCCUGUGGACACGAGUUCCACGCCGAGUGCAUUACUCCUUGGCUGACCACGCGCCGACGGACUUGUCCGAUUUGCAAGGGAGAUGUCGUCCGGUCGAUGUCCAAGUCCACCUCGCCUGGGGCUGAGAAUGACGUCCAUGAGGAAUCACACCAGGGUGCAUCAUCUGCCCCUGUUCCUAUUGCCUUGAGCGAGGAUGAGAUGUCGGACAUGGAGCACCGCGCAGGCUCCGAUCCAGGGCUUCUGGAAGGGCAGGCAUCUUCUGCGCCUCCAUCGACCUGGAGGAACCUUGCAUCGUCGUUCAAUUUCUCCGUUCUCAGUGGAGACACGAUCUGGCAUCAAGCACGCGCAGAUCGAAGUAGAUGA
This is a messenger RNA of Aspergillus wentii DTO 134E9, 2646 nucleotides long. Its product is annotated as PA and RING finger domain protein. Bases 1 to 2646 code for a protein of 881 amino acids. Gene Ontology annotation, molecular function: zinc ion binding. The record is from RefSeq and is a predicted model, not a curated record. The transcript is spliced from 2 exons. NCBI's taxonomy places the organism in Eukaryota, Fungi, Ascomycota, Eurotiomycetes, Eurotiales, Aspergillaceae.